This is a messenger RNA of Erythranthe guttata (spotted monkey flower), 1873 nucleotides long. The record is from RefSeq and is a predicted model, not a curated record. Lineage: Eukaryota; Viridiplantae; Streptophyta; Magnoliopsida; Lamiales; Phrymaceae.
AAUACGAAUUAUUUCAAUAUAUAUUCAAACCUAAAUAUUAAACGGUACAAUACAAGUACCAACUGUGCCGUAUCGAAAGUAACAGCGCGCGUGCAUUGGCAUACGGAAAACGCCUGGUACGAGUGUACGACAACAUACCGAACCACACGAGAUUUUAAGAUUAACAGCAUUGUUGACAGCUCGCAGAAUUUCUUCCUUGUUCUCUCGUUCUCUCUCGCUUCCUACUGCUCCUGCUUCUCUUGGCUUUGGAAGGGGAAUGCAAAGAUUUACUAGUAGUGCUGCAGUAAUUGAUGAACCAAUAAUCCCACCUCUUCAAAUUAAUUACACCAAGCUUCUCAUCAAUGGUCAAUUUGUCGAUUCAGCUUCUGGAAAAACAUUUCCGACACUCGAUCCUCGAACCGGAGAAGUAAUUGCACAUGUUGCUGAAGGAGAUGCAGAAGAUAUUAAUCGAGCUGUAUCAGCUGCACGCAAGGCGUUCGACGAAGGGCCGUGGCCAAGAAUGACUGCUUACGAAAGAUCGCGCAUAAUGUUGCGUUUCGCUGAUCUGGCGGAAAAGCACACGCAAGAGCUAGCUCAACUCGAGACAUGGGACAAUGGGAAGCCGUACGAGCAAGCUUUGACAGCCGAGCUUCCCUUGUUUGUGAGGCUGUUUCAUUAUUACGCCGGAUGGGCGGAUAAAAUCCACGGCUUAACGGUGCCGGCAGACGGGCCCCACCACGUACAAGUAUUGCACGAACCGAUCGGUGUUGCGGGCCAAAUUAUUCCAUGGAACUUUCCGCUUCUCAUGCUCGCCUGGAAAGUGGGACCCGCUCUUGCGUGCGGCAACACUAUUGUACUAAAAUCGGCAGAGCAAACGCCGUUGACUGCUCUGUAUGUAGCAAAACUCUUCCAAGAGGCAGGCCUUCCGGACGGUGUUCUUAACGUUGUCUCAGGGUACGGUUCGACAGCUGGCGCCGCUCUCGCUAGUCACAUGGAUGUGGACAAGUUAGCUUUCACCGGAUCGACCAAUACCGGCAAAGUGGUGCUGGAAUUGGCGGCACGGAGCAAUUUAAAGCCGGUGACGCUUGAACUCGGCGGCAAAUCUCCGUUUAUCGUAUGCGACGAUGCUGAUGUGGAUCAUGCUGUGGAGCUAGCACAUUUUGCUCUAUUCUUUAAUCAGGGUCAAUGCUGCUGCGCUGGUUCUCGUACGUACGUCCACGAACGUAUAUACGAUGAAUUCGUCGACAAGGCAAAGGCACGAGCUUUGGGUCGUACGGUGGGUGAUCCAUUCAAGAACGGAAUCGAGCAAGGCCCGCAGAUUGAUUUGAAGCAAUUCGAGAAGGUUCUUCGAUACAUAAAAUCGGGUAUCGAUAGUGACGCGACAUUGGAAUGUGGAGGUGAUAGAUUUGGUUCUAAAGGUUACUUUGUCCAGCCAACUGUUUUUUCAAAUGUCAAGGAUGACAUGUUGAUAGCCCAGGAUGAGAUAUUCGGCCCGGUCCAGUCCAUCUUGAAAUUCAAGGACGUUGACAAAGUGAUUAAGAGGGCAAACGCAACGCGUUACGGACUAGCAGCCGGUGUAUUCACAACAAACAUCGACAAAGCGAACACAAUUUCGAGAGGAUUGAAAGCCGGCACGGUGUGGAUCAACUGCUACGACAUAUUCGAUGCCGCGAUUCCUUUUGGAGGGUACAAAAUGAGCGGCAUUGGGCGGGAGAAGGGAGUUUAUAGUCUCAAUAACUAUUUGCAGGUCAAAUCCGUCAUUUCUCCUCUUAAGAAUCCCGCAUGGUUGUAAUCGUACAUAGGCGGAAAUUUUACGCCAUAAAAUAAAAACAUGGGGUGUUUAGUGCAAAUUUUCAUUAAUACAUGGGGUUUUAUGCAAAUUAAAUAAAUGGAC